Molecule: messenger RNA, 2502 nt
Organism: Eleginops maclovinus (Patagonian blennie)
Lineage: Eukaryota; Metazoa; Chordata; Actinopteri; Perciformes; Eleginopidae
Product: fucosyltransferase 7
Exons: 2
Coding region: 219-1313 (364 amino acids)
Cellular component (GO): membrane
Molecular function (GO): alpha-(1->3)-fucosyltransferase activity
Source: RefSeq, a predicted model, not a curated record
ACGCUGAAGUGAAGAUUGUAAGAAAAUAAAGUCAUAAAUACUUCUCCAUUUGAAAUAGGUGCGGGAUAAAUUAUUUAUUUUUAUUGGUUGCUGUUGACACCCCUGUCACACUGUCACACCCCUGCCAUUGCAGAGCUGUGCGUGUCAAGCAAGAUCAUUUUUUUUGAGGGGGACAGGAUUUCCUUUACAUUAAGAAUGUGUGAGUAGGACAAAGCUGCAUGGCAGCAGAGUUCCAUACUACUGAACAGUGCCCUUUUGACCUGAAACACACCCAGCUGGCAGCCAUGAAGACAUCUGGAUGCAGAAUCCUCCUGUUCAUCCUUUCCCUCUCAUCCCUGCUUUGUUACAUCUUCUUGGACCCGGCGCUCUAUCUGCAGGAAGCUCAACCAGCUGUCCAUCAGAGAAACAUCAGCAUCCUGCUGUGGCGCUGGCCAUUUGGCCGCUCGUACAGGCUCGACGGAGACAAAUGCCUCGAGAUGUACAACAUCUGUCGCUGUUUCCUCACUGAUAACACCUCCACCUUCUCCACUGCUGAUGUGGUUGUCUUCCAUCACCAGGAGCUGAAAGAAGGGUUAUCAUCGCUGCCCCUGCACCUGGACCGCCCAUCAUCCCAGCACUGGGUGUGGCUGUCCUUGGAGCCUCCUGUCAACAAUGCAAACCUCACUCCACUCUCCGGCCUCUUCAACUGGACGAUGAGCUACAGGCGUGAUGCUGACAUAUACAUCCCCUACGGAAAAACCAUGCUUGGGCGGGAAGCACAGCGGUUCCAGGCUGCUCCUAAUCGUUCAUGCCUCGUCAGCUGGGUGGUAAGCAGAUACCGGCCUCAGCAGGCCAGGGCUGCUGUUUACCAAAGUCUAAAGAAGUACAUCCCCAUACAGGUGUAUGGCAAGUGGAACAAGAAACCCCUCUCAAACAAGAAGCUGUUGCCCACAAUUGCAAAGUGUGAAUUUUACCUGUCUUUUGAGAACUCUGAGGCAAAAGACUACAUCAGUGAGAAGCUCUGGAGGAACGCUUUCCAAGCAGGGGUGGUGCCGGUCGUUCUCGGCCCCAGCAGGGCCACCUACGAGGCAAUGACCCCCCCUGGUUCCUUUAUCCAUGUGGCUGAUUUCAAGAGUGCAGCAGAUCUGGCAACCUAUCUGAAGCAAGUGGCUGCAGACAGGCAGGCCUACGAGGAGUUUUUUCAGUGGCACCACACUCACAGGAUAAAGACCUACACUGACUGGAGAGAGAGGCUGUGUCAGAUCUGUGUGCACUUCCCAAGGCUAGCAGCCAGCAGAGUGUAUCAGGACCUGGAGAGCUGGGUUCACAGCUGACAUUGCACCUCUUCAUGCGUUCAGGUCGCUUUUUUAUUGGCACAGCUUAUGGUAUGUGGCUACUACAUGCAAACGGAGAAUACCAUACAGUGACAAUGUGGUGUGCGAUCACAUGUCAGUCUGCCAUCCAGUUAUGGUUAACAGAGAACAGAACACAUUUUAUGUAAGAUAUAUGAAAAAGCAGAAGUGGGAAUUUGUGUUAGGUUGUUAAAACAGAAGCUCACGUCACUGAUGACAGUAAAUGAGGAGUACACAUUUCUACUUCUGUUUGUUGUUGUCUGCUGAGGGCUGCAGGGGAAUAGGCCAACUAUCUGAGGAAUAUCUAUAUAUAUAUAUAUAUAUAUAUAUAUAUAUAUAUUUAUGUGUGUUAAAUAGGCACAAAAUGUACAUUUCAUUGUAUUUGUUUGGAAAAAGGGGGAUUCUGGACCUCAUCUCCUUGUAUCUCUUCAUACAUUUAUUAAAUAUUGUUUACAGCCUACGUGUGUUUUGAAAGUGUUGCUUUCCAUUGGCCUAUAGGAAGACAUGUUGUGGAAGGAAACAGAUUGAGUGGUGCAUGAAAAAACUCAGUUUUCCCUGUGGUCUUUCACGUUGUGAGAAAGCACAAACUCCCUCACUAACAUUUGGCUAAAUCCUUUGUCUGUAAAGAAAGGUAAGCAUUUUACUUCAGAAUUUCCUUUACUUCAUUUAAUCCAUUUACGAAGGCAAAUAAAUGUACUAUGCAUUUCAAUUAAUGUUGCUUCUUAAAAUGAUGUUAAAAAGACACACCUCCAUGAUAUGAAUCACAGUUUCCUGUGUUCAGUCCUGGGAGCCAUCUUGUGUCAGUGCUCAAAGAGGGAGCACACCUCCAAAGCACUCCUUAUAUGUGCUGUAUGAGUAGUGUCAUAGUGCCUUGUCUUGUUUUACUUCCUGUCUUUUAGUUUCCCCCUGAUUGUCAGUGUGUUCACCUGUUGCCCUUGUGUUUCUGCUUGCCCUCCCCAGCUGUGUUUUGUCUUUGUGAUUAGUCUGUGUAUAUAGUCUUGCCAUCCCGUACGCUCCUUUUCAAUGCGUCGUUGUUGUUCACUGUCUGGUCCCCAGUCUUACUGGGUUUGUUUCUAGUUUUGUUUGCUACUUUUCUUUUGUUUAACCUUGUGUAACGAAGUAAAUAGGUUCCCUUGUAGUUAUAAAUAAAAAAUAAAGUUAUUAAACCCUG